Molecule: messenger RNA, 3963 nt
Organism: Megalobrama amblycephala (Wuchang bream)
Lineage: Eukaryota; Metazoa; Chordata; Actinopteri; Cypriniformes; Xenocyprididae
Product: mucin-2-like
Exons: 4
Coding region: 16-3963 (1315 amino acids)
Source: RefSeq, a predicted model, not a curated record
UAUUAUCUGUUAUUUAUGGUUAUGACUUUGAAGUACGGGAGGAGCGUUUUUUAUCUUUCAAAGCAGGAUGGCACUAGAAAGAUUUUAUUCACCCUAUUGUGUUUGUGGUGUGCUAUUCAUUCAACAAAAACAGCUCAGGAAUCAACAACUGAGCCUACAACUACAGCUGCAGAAACCACGACUACAGCUUCAACAACAACUGAACUUCCCACGCCUAAAUCAGUUCCAACCUCGUCUGAUUCUCAAGGUACAACAACAGAGGCUCCAACCACAACAGUUACUUCAGAAACAACAACUGCAGCUGAAACAACAAAUGCACCAAUCACAUCUCCCACUACAACAACAACAGCUCCAACUUCAUCUGAAUCUCCAGCUGCAACAACAGUUGUAACUUCAGAAACCACAACUCUUCCUUCGACAACAAUUUCUACAACUUCAGAAACAACAAUUGCAAUUGAAACAACAAAUGCAGCAUCCACAACCCCAACUGAACCUUCCACUAGUACAUUAGCUCCAACAUCCUCUGUAGCUCAAAGUACAACAGCACAGACCACAGUGCCUCUUGUAACCACAACUACUGAAUCUGUCACAACCACAAGUGUUAGUCCAGAAACCUCAACUGUUCUAUCAACGACAAUUUCUACAACUUCAGAAACUUCAACUGCACCUCCUACGACCACAACUACCGCUGAACCCACAACAUCUCCUGACCUCACAACAACUCAAGCUCCCACAACCACAGUUGUCAGUACAGAAACAACACUUCUUACUUCAACAGUGCUGCCUACAACUUCGGAAAGUACAACAGCAGAAACUACCACUACAGCUUCAACAACCACAACUUCAUCUCCCACUACUACAACAUCAGCAGCUCCAACUUCAUCUGAAUCUCCAACUGCAACAACAGUUAUAACUUCAGAAACAACAACACUUGCUUCAACAUCGACACUUGCUUCAACAACAAUUUCUACAUCUUCAGAAACUUCAACUACAUCUCCUUCGACCACAACUACCGCUGAACCCACAACAUCUCCUGACCUCACAACAACUCAAGCUCCCACAACCACAGUUGUCAGUACAGAAACAACACUUCUUACUUCAACGGUGCUGCCUACAACUUCAGAAAGUACAACAGCAGAAACUACCGCUACAGCUUCAACAACCACAACUUCAUCUCCCGCUACUACAACAUCAGCAGCUCCUACUUCAUCUGAAUCUCCAACUGCAACAACAGUUAUAACUUCAGAAACAACAACACUUGCUUCAACAACAACACUUGCUUCGACAACAAUGCCUACAACUUCAGAAACUUCAACUGCACCUCCUACGACCACAACUACCGCUGAACCCACAACAUCUCCUGACCUCACAACAACUCAAGCUCCCACAACCACAGUUGUCAGUACAGAAACAACACUUCUUACUUCAACAGUGCUGCCUACAACUUCGGAAAGUACAACAGCAGAAACUACCACUACAACUUCAACAACCACAACUUCAUCUCCCACUACUACAACAUCAGCAGCUCCAACUUCAUCUGAAUCUCCAACUACAACAACAGUUAUAACUUCAGAAACAACAACACUUGCUUCAACAACAACACUUGCUUCGACAACAAUGCCUACAACUUCAGAAACUUCAACUGCACCUCCUACGACCACAACUACCGCUGAACCCACAACAUCUCCUGACCUCACAACAACUCAAGCUCCCACAACCACAGUUGUCAGUACAGAAACAACACUUCUUACUUCAACAGUGCUGCCUACAACUUCGGAAAGUACAACAGCAGAAACUACCACUACAGCUUCAACAACCACAACUUCAUCUCCCACUACUACAACAUCAGCAGCUCCAACUUCAUCUGAAUCUCCAACUACAACAACAGUUAUAACUUCAGAAACAACAACACUUGCUUCAGCAACAACACUUGCUUCGACAACAAUGCCUUCAACUUCAGAAACUUCAACUACACCUCCUACGACCACAACUACCGCUGAACCCACAACAUCUCCUGACCUCACAACAACUCAAGCUCCCACAACCACAGUUGUCAGUACAGAAACAACACUUCUUACUUCAACAGUGCUGCCUACAACUUCGGAAAGUACAACAGCAGAAACUACCACUACAGCUUCAACAACCACAACUUCAUCUCCCACUACUACAACAUCAGCAGCUCCAACUUCAUCUGAAUCUCCAACUACAACAACAGUUAUAACUUCAGAAACAACAACACUUGCUUCAACAACAACACUUGCUUCGACAACAAUGCCUACAACUUCAGAAACUUCAACUGCACCUCCUUCGACCACAAGUACAACUGAACCCACAACAUCUCCUGACCUCACAACAACUCAAGCUCCCACAACCACAGUUGUCAGUACAGAAACAACACUUCUUACUUCAACAGUGCUGCCUACAACUUCGGAAAGUACAACAGCAGAAACUACCACUACAGCUUCAAUAACCACAACUUCAUCUCCCACUACUACAACAUCAGCAGCUCCAACUUCAUCUGAAUCUCCAACUACAACAACAGUUAUAACUUCAGAAACAACAACACUUCCUUCAACAACAACACUUGCUUCGACAACAAUGCCUACAACUUCAGAAACUUCAACUGCACCUCCUACGACCACAACUACCGCUGAACCCACAACAUCUCCUGACCUCACAACAACUCAAGCUCCCACAACCACAGUUGUCAGUACAGAAACAACACUUCUUACUUCAACAGUGCUGCCUACAACUUCGGAAAGUACAACAGCAGAAACUACCACUACAGCUUCAACAACCACAACUUCAUCUCCCACUACUACAACAUCAGCAGCUCCAACUUCAUCUGAAUCUCCAACUACAACAACAGUUAUAACUUCAGAAACAACAACACUUGCUUCGACAACAACACUUGCUUCGACAACAAUUUCUACAUCUUCAGAAACUUCAACUACAUCUCCUUCGACCACAACUACAGCUGAACCCACAACAUCUCCUGACCUCACAACAACUCAAGCUCCCACAACCACAGUUGUCAGUACAGAAACAACACUUCUUACUUCAACAGUGCUGCCUACAACUUCGGAAAGUACAACAGCAGAAACUACCACUACAGCUUCAACAACCACAACUUCAUCUCCCACUACUACAACAUCAGCAGCUCCAACUUCAUCUGAAUCUCCAACUACAACAACAGUUAUAACUUCAGAAACAACAACACUUGCUUCAACAACAACACUUGCUUCGACAACAAUGCCUACAACUUCAGAAACUUCAACUGCACAUCCUACGACCACAACUACCGCUGAACCCACAACAUCUCCUGACCUCACAACAACUCAAGCUCCCACAACCACAGUUGUCAGUACAGAAACAACACUUCUUACUUCAACAGUGCUGCCUACAACUUCGGAAAGUACAACAGCAGAAACUACCACUACAGCUUCAACAACCACAACUUCAUCUCCCACUACUACAACAUCAGCAGCUCCAACUUCAUCUGAAUCUCCAACUACAACAACAGUUAUAACUUCAGAAACAACAACACUUGCUUCAACAACAACACUUGCUUCGACAACAAUGCCUACAACUUCAGAAACUUCAACUGCACCUCCUACGACCACAACUACCGCUGAACCCACAACAUCUCCUGACCUCACAACAACUCAAGCUCCCACAACCACAGUUGUCAGUACAGAAACAACACUUCUUACUUCAACAGUGCUGCCUACAACUUUGGAAAGUACAACAGCAGAAACUACCACUACAGCUUCAACAACCACAACUUCAUCUCCCACUACUACAACAUCAGCAGCUCCUACUUCAUCUGAAUCUAAAAUUGCAACAACAACUGUAAACUUCAGAAACCACAACACUUGCUUCGACAACAACACUUGCUUCGACAACAAUUUCUACAUCUUCAGAAACUUCAACUACAUCUCCUUCGACCACAACUACCGCUGA